CCCUGCUGGGCUGCCGUACUUGUUGUGUUUGUUUGAGCGAAAGCAAAGAUGGCGAACGAACUAGACAGAGUGCGAAUCUCAGCUGCGGAACUCCGAGCUGAAGCGUCGAAUUCAGUCAACAUUACCGACUGUCAGAAAGAGGAACAACGUGAGCAUCACAUACACAAGCAGCAUAGGAGGCGUGAAGGAAAGCGGCCUGAUCUACAGCGCUACCAGCCGGUAGCUGGACAUGGAAGACGUCACAGGGACAGUGAGGAGGGAGACGCUGGUCCAAAAGAUCCCCUAGCUGCCGAUUCACACGAGCACAAUCAACCAUUACAGAGUGUAAAAAAGGGUGUCUAUGAAAGUGAGACACAAGACUGCACAGAGGGAGCGCCUGCUACCAACAAAAGAGAAGAAGACAGGAUGAGAGGAGACGGCAGUAAUACUCAGAACUGUAGAAAGGGUAGCUUCUCACAGGCUAAAAUGGAUUCAAAUGAUGAAAAAGGCUUUGUUGAAAAUGACGGAGAACACCAGGAGCCUGCUGGAGCUGCCAAGCCAACUAGAAAAGCUCGAAAACCUGACAGAGAAUUUUAUCAACCUGGCAGCCGGAGGAAUAUUCAGGGAAAGGACUGCGGAGUUGGGAGAGAGCAGGAUAAGCCUCCGCCUAGGAAGCCUGAGCAAAAAGCUGAGCUAGAAUCCCCGCUGAGUACAGGGGGGGAGGUAAACCAGAAAAAGCCAAUGCAGAAGCAAGGGAGGAAAGAAGUAAACAGAAGGCAAGAAAGUCAAGAUGUGGAAACACCUCCGUUACCUGUUGAUACGUCAGUGGAGAAAAUUACUAGCAAAGUUGAAAAAAUAAACAUAAAAGAAAAGGGUAAAGUGGGAGGCCCAGCUCAAGAUGCUGGAGAAUUAAGUUGCAAGGGAGGAGAAGCAAAUGAUAAGGAAAGGAGAGGCCAAGGGGCAGGUUCAAAAGACGGGGAUGAAAAGGCGGAGAAGAAGAGAGAACGGGGAAACCGCAGGAGAAGGGGAGUGGACAAGGAAAAGGAGAAGAAUCAGGAUUCCAGAAGAGAAGAUGAACCAGGUAGUGGAGGAAAGACUGCUCAGGAUAAGGUUGAGAAGGAAAGCGAUAAGAAAGCUCCAGAAGCUGAUGGGGAAAAAACAGAUAAAGCAGGAGAGACUCAUCAGAGCAAAAGAAAAGAGAAUCAUAGAGAAAACAGAAGAGGAGAAAACAACAACAGUAGGUCCAGAGAUGCUGAUAAAGAUCCCAAGACAGAAAGAAAUGUAGACAGGACUGUAGAAAGAGGUGACAGAAACAGAUAUAAUGCAAAUGUCACAACACCGACCUCAAAACGCUAUUCUAAAUCAGAUAUCCGGCGCUCACGCAAUCGAACUUACAGCAGUAGCUCAGCCAGCAGUGUGACCAGCCUGGAUGGUCCUGGAGUAGGAAAGGAUGUGGAAGGUAGAAAGUGGUUACACUCAGAACCUCGGCACAGUAACAAACAGCAGGUGGUUAAUAGUGGAGAAGGACGACGGAGUCAUUUAAAAAGCUGGACAACCAACGAGGAAUCAUCUACAGAAUCACAGGAAGCGAGUGAAAUGAGUGACAGAGCCGAAGAUCAGAGAAGGAGAAGAAGAGGUGGGGAGGAAGAGAGGCACAGGGAAGAAACAAACCGACCAAAGGGAAACAAAGGCGGUGGUGGUCGGGGAAUCCUGAGGGUUUCUCUAGAUAAACAGUCGGGUACCUCAUCACAUAGUGGGGAGACACAACAUCGCAAGCAAGGGGUGGUUCCUCGUGGGAGAGGCGGGGGAAUUCUGGUGCUUCCAGCCCGCACAGACACCUCUAAUUCACCUGAAGUGGGGCAAAGGCUUCUUUUUGGUGGAAUCAGGGGAGGAGCAGCUAGCAGGACCAGAGGAGGCCGAGGAGGAGGAGUGAGACGACUCUGGGACCCAAAUAACCCCGACCAGAAACCUGCUCUUACCGGCACGAAGCCUUCACAGCAUUCAUCUCUCCAGCAGCCUGUAUAUCUUCAGACUGGGACUGGAUAUGGACAACUUCACUUUCUGGACACAGAUGAUGAGGUAGCAGGCAGUCCUCCAGUCCAGCAGGGUGAACACUUGCGUUCCCAACAGGCUGCUGCCAUGGCCUACUACAAAUUCCAAAAUUCAGACAACCCCUAUUGCUACCCCAUGGCCACCAGUAACCCUCAUAAUCCCGGCACCACCAGUAACCAGCGCUAUCCAUAUCCUUAUCACAUGGGUCCCUACCAAAUGGCUCCACCUAACGGUAUAUACCCGAGCCCUGGUGUGGGUCAGUUCUGUGGGACUUACAGGGGAGCAGGUUACUCCCAGCCAGGUGCAGGAGGUUGUCUGACAUUUGAAGAGGCAGAGCAGCAAACAAGAGGGGAGCUGGGAAGGCUGCUGAGGGCUGCAGAUGCACAUGAGCUUCAGCUCAGUAACCUGUUGUCCAGGGACAGAGUGAGUGCUGAUGGACUGGAUCGCAUGGCCCAGCUCAGGUCGGACCUUUUGGGGCUGUAUGAGCAGGUCAUCCUGACAGACAUCGAGUUCUCAGACUCUCAGAAUGUGGAUCAGGCUUUGUGGAAGAACGUCUUUUACCAGGUCAUAGAGCACUUCCGGCAGCUACUCAAGGACCCUACGUAUGACAACACCCCUCAUAUCAGGAACAUGCUGCUCACACUGCUUGAUGAGGGAGCACUGUUCUUUGAUGCGCUACUUCAGAAGCUGCAGGCAAUGUACCAGUUUAAGUUAGAGGAUUACAUGGAUGGAAUGGCUAUCAGGGCUCGGCCACUACGCAAAACGGUAAAAUAUGCACUUAUAAGUGCUCAGCGCUGUAUGAUUUGUCAGGGAGACAUUGCACGUUACCGGGAGCAAGCCAGUGACUCUGCCAACUAUGGCAAGGCUCGGAGUUGGUACCUGAAAGCCCAACAGAUUGCCCCCAAAAAUGGACGACCAUACAACCAGCUAGCCCUUUUGGCAGUUUAUACAAAACGGAAGUUAGAUGCUGUGUAUUAUUAUAUGCGCAGCUUGGCGGCUUCCAACCCCAUUCUGACUGCAAAGGAGAGCCUGAUGAGUCUGUUUGAGGAAGCUAAGCGAAAGACAGAGCAGCUUGAGCGAAGGAGGAGGCAGGAGUACGAAGGAGGCUCCAGAGGCCCAGCAGUAAGAGGCAGAGGAAGAGGGGAAGAGGGAGCACGUGUGGAGAUCUGGAUUCGCCCCAGUGGACAAGCAACAACCUCGUCAUCCCAGAGAGGAGGCAGCGAGUCCAGCAGAGAUUCUGAACAGGAUGGAGAGCUGGGCAGUCUAAGUGCCACUGACCUAAAUAAGAGAUUCAUUCUGAGCUUCCUGCAUGCACAUGGAAAGCUCUUCACUAAAGUGGGCAUGGAAUCCUUCCCUGGAGUAGCGAGUCGUGUUCUGCAGGAGUUCAGGACGCUGCUCCAGCAUGGCCCUUCACUACUGGGCAGUACACACAUGCUGCAAAUAAUCACCAUCAACAUGUUCACCAUACACAAUGCACACAGCAGAGGUGAAGAAGGAGAAGUGCGGUCUGUUUUACAAGAGCAAAGCACUGCCCUGGGCCUUGGCAUGUUUGCACUACUGGUGCAGCGCUGCACAGAGCUCCUCAAAGAAACUCCUCCAGAGCCAGUCCCCAUGGCAGAUGGAGAGGAGGAAGGUAAAGUGGAGGAGUUGGAGGGUAUGGUGAGAGUCUCUGCCUUCCCAUUGGAGCUUAGAGAACUGUUGCCAAGCAUCAAAGUCUGGUCUGACUGGAUGUUGGGGCAACCAGACCAGUGGAACCCGCCACCAUGCAGCAUAAAUUGCAGCCCUGAUGUGUGGCAGUGCCUGGCUGACCUCUGUAAUGUCCUGGCUCGUGUGGAUCAUGAAGAAGUGCCGCUUUACAAAGUUGAUACUGAUGAAGGCGAAGGAGAUGAGGAGCUGACGGUGCUCCAGCUGAAGGAAGACCAGCUGCUUGCUGGCUUUGUACCACUGCUGGCUGCACCACAGGAGCCAUGUUACACAGACAGACACACUGACAUGGCAAUAGCAGCGGAUUGUAAGAGAGUGACGGUGCUGAAGUACUUUCUGGAGGCUUUGUGUGGACAGGAAGAGCCUCUGCUGGCCUUCAAGGGAGGCAAAUACAUCUCUGUGGCAACUUCCCCACUUAACCACUCAAUAGAUACGAGAAGCAGGCAGGAUUCUCUAACGGAGAAAGAGGCUGAUGACGUCAUAUUGGAGGCAGAGUCGUCUCUCUCUGCAUCAGAAGAAGAGGAGGAUGCCGAGGAGGCGGGAGACAGUGAGAGUGACAUCAGACAGCUGAAAGCACGACGUCAUGUCCUCGCCAACAAACUGGCACAGCAACAGAAACGCAGGGAUAAGAUACAGGAGGUGCUACAGACAAGUGGGCAGUUGGAGCUGGAAGUGAGGCCUCUCUUUUUGGUUCCAGACACCAAUGGAUUCAUUGAUCAUUUGGGAGGGUUGAAGAAACUUCUUCAGUGUGGAACAUACAUAAUAGUUGUGCCACUGAUUGUGAUUACAGAGUUAGAUGGUUUGGCUAAGGGCCAAGACACUUUCGGUGGAGGUAUGGGUUCCGGAGGACGCAGCACCGGCAGUCGUGGCAACUAUAAUGUUAGUGCAGCCCAUGUGAGGGCCGUGCAAGAAAAGGCUCGGUUGGCAGUGGCUUUCUUAGAGAAAGGGUUCGAAGCCAGAGAACCAUGCCUCAGGGCCCUGACCAGCAGAGGAAAUCAGCUGGAGUCUAUUGCCUUCCGCAGUGAAGACACUUCUGGACAACAGGGUAACAAUGACGAUGUGAUUCUGUCCUGCUGCCUCCACUACUGCAAAGACAAGGCAAAAGAUUUCAUGCCUCAUCAGAGAAAUGGGACAGUGAGGCUCCAGAGGGAGGUGGUUCUCCUCACAGAUGACCGUAACCUGCGCGUCAAAGCUUUGACCCGCAACGUCCCCGUGCGAGACAUCCCCGCUUUCCUGAGCUGGGCCAAAGUGGGCUGAACCAGACGAAGCUGGAAUCAAAGGAACCCAACUGCUGAAGCCUGCUUGUCACUCAGCCAGGAGAGAAGACACACUUAAGCAGAGGAAGAAGAAGAAGAGGGAGAUAACAGGGGAGAGGAAAUGAUAACACAGAAGACCACUUACGAAAUACAAGCAAAUGUAGAGAGAGCAGGGUGGUUUCAAUGAGCUUUUUCCCCCCUUGUGACGAAGUGUGUGCGUGUAUGUGUGUGUUAAGAUCAGUGAGCUUCCCAAGAAUGAGGCAGGAGGACUUAAUAAGUCUCAGAAGGGCAAGAGUGGAAUGGAGGAAGGAGGUAAAGUGGAGUGAUUUAAUUUGUAGGUUGCUCAGUCCAGCCUCCAGCCUCUGCAGCUAUUUAGUGUGCACUCUGCAAGCAGUAUUAAAACUUGAAGCUGAUGAUAGAAUGAGCCAGAGAGAAGGAGUGUGUCGAUGGUCAUUUCAUUGAUUAAAGACAGCAGUAGUGAAGGCCAUAAAUGGCCCUUCCACACCUCUCUGACGGCCUGAGCUUUAAGAACUGCGUUGACCUGAGAGAAAAGGAAGACGGAGAAAAGCAGAGCUGGAUGUCUCUGUCAGUUCAGUACAGAGUGGCUGAAUGUAGUGAGGGUUAAUCAAGAACUCUCAUGCAAACUCAGCACCUCCAAGGGAGCACAGUCAGGGAUGGUAUUUCCUGCUAACCCAGGAAAUGCUCGAUGCCUGUUCUGUUUCUUGAGUUGUGCCUCCAGCUUGAUGUUCACAUUAAGUUUGGGUGUUGUAAGAAAAUGUUUUCUUGAGAUUCAAACAAAAGCAUUUAUCUUUCUGUCAUUUUUCCUUGUUUUUGAGCUUGUGUAAAAAGUUUAGUUUCCUUCACUGAGGCCAUUUUUUCCUGUUUCUAGACUUUGAUAAUAAGGAUCUGCCAAGUUUUUCCAAAAACGUGAACCAUUAUUUCUUCAAUCCCUUUUGUAUUUGAUCUGGGUACAAAAGUGUUUGUAAAUACUUAACUCAUUUCUUGUUGUGGGCAGUGUAACAAAUAGAUUUGCUUGUUGGUUUGUGUUAAAUUUUCUGCUGCUGAAAACUGCUACUUUUAUUGGAUUUUGCCCUUUGAGUGAAAUUAUACCGAUCUAUGGUUUAAAACAAUGACACAAAGCAAUAUUCUUUGACCCAGGUCUGCAUCAGGGAGCUUAGAAGAUGGUUCAGUCACUGAUAAUAACUUUGCAGAAACUUUAUUAUCAAGUACCACUGGUGACUUUCACUUUGUUUCACUUUAUUUUUCUGUUUACUUUUCCGUAAAUACCACCACAGCGGUUUAAUUUUUCAUACAUUUGCUUUAAUCAUUAUUACCCGUUUCCCUCUUCAAAGUGUGACUGUCCUCAUCUUCGUUUUCUUUUAUCAAAACUGAAAUACAUGUGGUAAAUUACAGGUUGUGAAAUUUCAAAUUCAAACAACACCUCACUGACGCAUCGUUAAACAUUUAACACAAAGGUGUAAUGUUUGUGUUUUUGCUUGCUCUACGUUGCUUUGGGAUACAGUUGCAGAAUAUCCACAGUUACCUCUUAGUGUAUGUUUCUGUGUGCGUUUGUGACUGCUUGGAUGCUUUAAAAUGGAUGUAAUCUUCACGCCACCCCUGGCAUGUUUCAUCACAGUAAAGUCAUGGAUCUAAAAUACUGCAGAAUAUAGUAGACACAACCUGCUUUCUAUUUGUCCUGUACUUUUUCAGCUCAACUUGUACAGCUUUCAUCAGCAGUUGAUGUUUCUGUAUUCUUGUAAACCAUCUGACAGGUUUAUUCAUUUUUUUCAAGCCCUCUGUUGUGGUGCUGCUGUAGUAUACAGUGCAGUCUGUUGUGUUCAGUGACACUGCUGCAAUGUUUCAGUGUUGGCGCAAAUGUAGUAAAAUAAUCACUUUAACUCCAAUUUUUCCAUCAGUCAUCAUUAAAAAUGUUUCAAAGCUA
Molecule: messenger RNA, 6933 nt
Organism: Amphiprion ocellaris (clown anemonefish)
Lineage: Eukaryota; Metazoa; Chordata; Actinopteri; Pomacentridae
Gene: smg6
Product: SMG6 nonsense mediated mRNA decay factor
Exons: 19
Coding region: 49-4992 (1647 amino acids)
Biological process (GO): nuclear-transcribed mRNA catabolic process, nonsense-mediated decay
Cellular component (GO): telomerase holoenzyme complex
Molecular function (GO): telomeric repeat DNA binding; protein binding; telomerase RNA binding
Source: RefSeq, a predicted model, not a curated record